AAAUUUAUUGGCAAUGGAAAGCCGGUCAAUUCCAACAGGCUCCAACGUGAUUGACUAGAGACCGAGACAGGGAGAUCAAGCCGUCCAUCUCUCUCUCUCUCUCUCUCUCUCUCUCUCUCUCCUUUGGGUUUUCAUGUAAUUAUAUUAUCUUGCUGCGCAUUUCUUUCUCAUGAUAAUAUAAUAUACAUAUAUUUUUUGUGAUAAUCCAAGCUUGUGUUUCUGAUUUGGAGAGGCCUUUGCUUUUCGGAUAAUCAUUCGAAGGAGUGCUUCCCGCAACAAAUCCUAAUGCUUCUGAAAGCAAUUAUUUCUUGAAAACAGCGAAACUAUGGUCUCUUCCGAGAAAUAGAAGGCCUUAGAGAGCUUCGACGGCAGAGAGAGAGAGAGAGAGAGAGAUGGGAUCUUUCAAGGGCCAUGUUCUUCCGGGGACUCUGUUCCUUGUAGUUGGGGCAUGGCAUGUUUGGAGCUCUUUGGUUCGAUACGCGUCGAAUCCGAAGUCGUUUCGUGUGCAGGUCUGGAACCCGGUGCCGGGUUUCGAUGGCAGGCUGAAACACUUGGAGCUAUAUCUCAUAGCUGUAGGGGCUUUCAUUGAUAUGUGCGUAGAGCUUCUGUAUUCUACCCAUCUCAAGUUCUUUGUUCAUGGCGUCCUGAACCCAUCUCAUAUGAACGACUUUGAGCACGCUGGAAUGCUUCUUAUGUUCUUCGUCUUUGGCGUCAUUGCUCUGCUGUCUGAGAAAUCUAGAUUUCUUCACUUGCCAGAAGGGGCUUUGUGCUUGGUUGCCGCCACAGCGUUCUGUUCUGAGUAUCUAUUAUUCUCCUUCCACUCAACAUCCCAUAAAGGCCUUGAGGGGUACUAUCACCUCCUCCUUGUGCUACUAAUAGCCCUCUGCAUUUUGUUCACCGUUGCUGGAGCACUCAUUCCAACCAGCUUCAUAGUUGAUUUGUGUAGUGGCAUCGCGAUAACACUCCAAGGCCUAUGGUUCUAUCAGACUGCCUUCACUCUCUAUGGCCCCAUGAUGCCAGAUGGUUGUCGGCUCAAGGAAAAUAUGAUAUCAUGUCACUCAAGUGAAAGUCAGGUUCGCGGUGAAUUGCUUGCCAACUUCCAGCUAUUUUCCCUUGUCCUUGGUGUUCUUGUUGCAGUGGUGGGAUCAUAUGGUUUUGCAGUUUCAAGAUUUGGGCACUCUGAUCUUCGGAGCUUGUACACAGUUCAUGGUUGAUUAGAUCAAGAUCAAUAUAGGGCUCUUCCUUCCACCGCCACCGUGAUCAGAGCUUUAGUUAUAUCCGUGUGACAAUUCCUUCAGUCGUUUUUCUGUUUUGCGUGUAAUGCAUGCCCCAGAGAGGUAUCAUCAAGCUGGCGGAAGGAUUUUUAAGAACUGCCUUUAAAGUAUUUAAGAAGUUCGCAGAGAGAGAGAGAGAGAGAGAGGGAGCGGCAUGUUCUGCAUAGGGUGAUAUAAUUUGGUGGAAUUCAUGGAUCAACAUCAGAAAAAAUAAGUGCAGUGUUAAAGACUAAGGAUAAACCUCAAUAGCUCUUCUUUGAAUAUUUCAAUAUUUCAUUAUGUGUUUCUAUCUUUAUUACCUGUUCCAUUUGACAAUUUUUUUUGUUUCUUUUCCUUUUCUGGUGUUUUUGGGUUUGAAACUUGAAAGUGGAAAAAAGGGGUGUUGGGUCUCCAUGAAAAUGACUUCUCAUGCUCUCAUGUCUUGCUGCAGAGCACCUUUGCUGUAGCUUUUCAUAUAUUACUUAAUUAAAAUUCCAUUCAUUGGUGGGUUGGAUACCAA
Messenger RNA from Malania oleifera, 1773 nucleotides. RefSeq lists its product as uncharacterized. NCBI's taxonomy places the organism in Eukaryota, Viridiplantae, Streptophyta, Magnoliopsida, Santalales, Ximeniaceae. The coding region runs from base 393 to 1214 and encodes 273 amino acids. The transcript has 4 exons. The record is from RefSeq and is a predicted model, not a curated record.